ACUUAAAAACGAGCUCAAGGUCAUCUGAUGAGCUCACAUGUCACCGUGGCUCCUGAUUCUACUAUUAUACUCGUUAUUUGAAUCUUCGGCAUCCUACGACAGUUGCCUCCAUUAUCGAUCGAUAUGUUUACGAAAUGACACAUGCAAUCAGCAUUUAAAACGGUUUCAAACCACGUGUGGAUAUGAUUUGAAUGUUUGCUCGGGCACAUCUCCGUCGGAUUGUGUCUACUAUUUGCAUCGGAUACGGGAAAUUUUUCCGACAAAAUCAUGCACUUGCUAUGAAGCUAUUGGAUUCUCCCAAGAAUGCGACUUUUUUCGGCAAAUUAUUUGGAAUCACUCUUGCGAGCGAAAAAUGCGUGAUGUUGGAGAGGAGAUUAAGCUGAAUAAUCGAAAAAUUCUCCGAAUCGAAACAAAUCGCAUGCAAAAUGUACAAAAGCAUCCUGAAACUAGUCUCCGUAGGACGACAAGAACCCCCGUCGCAGAUCAAAUCCACCAAUGGAAGACACAGCUCAGCGGAGAGCUGACAAAGUCGAAAAUCGAGCAAAAAACGUGCGACGCAGCGCUCUACCAAGUUUGCCUAAAACACGUGUCUUGCUCUCAACUUUGGUCAAUGUUUCGCAAGAAUUGUGACGUGGAUCUGGAUAAUCAGUGUCGAAUGGCUGAUCGAGAAGUGUGCUGGCAGAGUUUUGAGGGGCUCACGUGGAGUGGGCUCGGCGAUUGUCAGUGUGCUUCUUCGAAUUCGUCGGAUUGUCAUUGGAUUCGAUUGCAUACUAAUUAUAAUAAAUGUAUAUACGAAAUUUCGAAAUCCGGACAAUUUCCUGUCUUGAUGACUUUGGCUCAGAAAAACCGUGAAGCUGAGGAGAAUAAGCAGCGAGCAAUGAGUGAGCAGUAUCGAAGAAGAUAUGAAAAUCGCGAACAAUCUGAAUAUAUUCUCCGUGAAGUUCCAACUACCACAACAACCACAACAACCACUACAGUACCCCCAACAACAACGAGGACCACAACCACAACUACCCCAAGGCCUACAGUACCUACAGUACCCCGGACAACUACCGUACCCAGUUGGUGGAGCUCCGCCCAAGCGCCACGUCAUCGUGACACGUCACCACGUCAAGGUUUUCGGCUGAAAGCAGUAAUUGAUCCGACACCUACAGUAGCCCAGGAGAAUUAUUACACGUAUCAGGGUUCGAAAAUGGAAUUCCCACCGGCUUUUCGUCCCCGGAAAUCUAGUUUGAGAUCCUCCUGCCCGGACGCAAUCCGCCGUUGCGAAUCCGUCGACGAAUGUCGUUGGCAUCUCGGCGAGCUUCGUGUUCGUUGCGCCUCGACGGCCUCCUGUCAACGGGAGGAAUGCGCUCAGAGCCUUCAACGGUUCGUGACGUACGUCCCGUUUGCGUUGAUCGAAUCAAUAAUGUUCUGUCAUUGCGCACCGGAGGAUGAGGGGUGCUUAACUCAACAGGAAAUAAUCUACCCGAAAUGCCUGUACAGAUCAUCCGGCUACAUGCAGACAUGUACUCAAUCAGUUCAGAAGUGUGAUCAAGAUCAGAGGUGUAAGCAUAUUCGAUACGCAAUGCAAGCUCACUGUCCCGUGAGAAAUGGGGAAUGCUCGAAAACUUCUCUGGAUGACUGCAGAAGAACCUUGCUAACUGCCAGAGCCUCAAUCCUCGAGCAACCGUGUUUCUGCAAGCUCUCCGAUGUACAAUGUCUUGCGCACCAAAACUCGAUGAUCCCGACUAACCCGUGCAUUGAGAGUGCGAUGAUCGAAUAUUCUCGAAUAAUGGGCUACAGUAAGCCGGGUCUCGCCACGAAUCGUGUGCAGAGUACGGUAGAAGAGGCGGUGGACCCCCCCGAGCCGGAGCCAGCGAUGCGAAGAACCGCAAGCACGAUAAACCACCAGCCAAUAACUACAGUAACCUUCGCCCCGCCAACCUACCAAGAGCCGCCCAGGACCACUUCGAGACCCUAUCAAAACCAGCAGAACAAUCGAAAACGCAUGCGUACCUCUACAACAACAAAGGCACCUAGAACUACAGUACCACCAACUACAGUAACCGUACGGACUACAAAGACUACAACGACUACAACAACGCCGCCGCCGCCGCCCCCAGUUACCUCGAAAAAGUCAAGUUUUUUGGAUUUAUUUGGAAUUUUCGGCAAGAAAGAGACGCAGACAACGGUGGCGGACAGAAAAUCGAUAAAUUCCGAAACAAUCGAUAAUCUGCCGACGGACGAUGAAAAUAAUGAGGAACAAAUGGAUGAAGAACCAAUGACGGAGAUCAAAAAAUCUAGUGACACUGUUCAAAGGAAGCCGAAAUUCCGGACUACAGUAACCCCGCCGAUUACGUCAGAGGCUCCGCCUCCUUGGAUAUCUACAACACCGACGGCCCCCACAACGACUACCGUAUUCACGACGCAUGCGCCACCACCGAUGGAGGGUUGUAAUACGAAGGAUGCAAAUGGACGAGAGAUCUUCACACAUAUUGGUGCUAUUAUGAGGAAAUACGUGGACUGGUCGGGUCGAUGCUCCACUUGGUGUGAAUGCGAGUCUGAGGAUCAUCUCGCGUGUGAACCAGUCCCAUGUCUAGACCAUGGUACUUGUGAUGCUCCGCUGACUACUAUUGAAUUCGGCGAGCGUGUAUUCCUCAAGGACCGUGGAGCCUGCUACUGUGAAACUGGAAAUUUUGUGUGCGAAUUUCCAGAAGAUUCACCAGAGACCUACCCGGGGCUCUACAUGUCAAUCGGGUACUCACAGAAAGAUGUGGAGCUCAUUCGAAAAGCCGUGCCACGCGAAAUUCUCGAUAAAGCCGGCUUUUCGUCGUCCGAUGCUUCCACCGAUAUCGCAUCACGAAUGCAAAUCGCUUUUGAACGUCUGUUGCCGAAAAACUUGCAGUGCCGAAUUGUGACGAUGAAUGAGCUCAGCGAGCCCGGCAACGCUUUGUACCGUAUCGAGUGGUACGGUAGAAAUGAGAUGUUCAAUCAUACACGUACCAGGUGGCAUUCUGAUGGUGCUGAGAAGAUUUGUUCACCAUAUGUUCGAAAAUUGGCGGAUCACUUCUCGCUCAACGAAUCACCACGCUUCCAGUUGGUAUUAUCAACUGUUAAACAAGUUAAAGUUCUCGAUUAUCUCGACGGGUUACCACAAUCAUCAAGUGGCCGACAUUUCACGGGUUGUCUCCUAUCAAUGUAUUAUCUUCAUCUUCUCAUCAUCACGCUGCUCAUCGAUUUUAUCACUUUUCCCUAAAAUGCCUUUCGUUUCUUCAUCCAUCCUUUUUUCCAGUGCCUUUUUCUUGCGAAAGUUAUAAAUUUUUUUUAGAAUAAAAAAAAUUUUAGAAAUAAAAAUUUUUAAAUUU
Caenorhabditis elegans is the source of this 3347-nucleotide messenger RNA. RefSeq names its product GDNF/GAS1 domain-containing protein (gene gfrl-1). The record is from RefSeq and is marked reviewed. Gene Ontology annotation, molecular function: signaling receptor activity. Gene Ontology annotation, cellular component: plasma membrane. The transcript has 16 exons. NCBI's taxonomy places the organism in Eukaryota, Metazoa, Nematoda, Chromadorea, Rhabditida, Rhabditidae. Bases 38 to 3238 code for a protein of 1066 amino acids.